AUGAUCAUCUAUUCCUUCUCUAUAUCAAAUACACAAUAUACCAUCGAUAACCACAUCAUUAUAACAAUCUUCCUCGUAUACCUCAUUGGCGAAAUCCGUGAACGUGCUCCCUCCGCCGCCGUGCCCCCCGCGCCCAAACCUCCCUCCGGCACCGGUUUUCCCCAGCAUCGUCGUCGCGUCAACCAGUCCUCUUUCAAACAGCGAAGAGCUCAGAAGCAGCAAGAAGCAGAAGCCUCGACUGCUUCCGCUUCCGCUUCCACUUCCGCCACUCCCACCCUAAACGAUGAUAAAAAGUCCAUCGAUGAACAAAAUCGUCGUCAGAUCGAGUCGAUGUCUGCCUCACAGCUUCAGCAAGAACGCGAUGAACUGAUGUCCACCAUGGACUCUUCAUUACUUGAACGCUUCCUCCGGAGAGCCAAGAUUGACGAUGACGAAAAGGCUAAAGAACCCACCCCCGAAGAGCCGCCACGGGACGAUCAAAAAGACCGCAAGACUCAAAAGAAAUCCGUCUCGUUUGAUGUCCCAGAGCCAUCACCACCAUCCACAAAGCCACCAGCAAAUCCUCCGUCACAAUCAUCAGCACCUCCAGUCCCGCCACCCGUCAACGAAGAUCUCCCUCCCUCUCAUGUCCCCGACGAUCUCCAUCCCGCCGCCGAAUUGCCUCCUCCCAACUCCGUCCAUUUCCCGACUCCUCCACCCCAUCAGCAGAACCCCCUGCCCAAUCUCGACCCGUUCUCCCCCUCAUUCCUCUCCGAUCUGCAAGCCCAUUACUUCCCCGAGAUGUCCCACGACCCUUCCGCUCUCUCCUGGCUCAAACCCCCCUCUUCCUCUUCCGAAGACCCAGACUCCUCGUCCGCCUAUCACCCCGCCAGCAGUGCCGAUGCUGUCCACCCCUCUGCCAUCCGUUUCUCCCUCAUUGGAACUCUUCUCUCCCCUUCUACUUCGCUCUCUCUCCCCACCAACCUAGGCCUCCAUCAUCACGGCGAGGACCCCCAAGCCGCCGGCUAUACCAUCCCCGAACUGGCCAUCCUCAGUCGUUCCUCUUUCCCCGCACAACGCUGUAUCGCCUGGCAGGUCCUAGGCCGCAUCCUGUUUCGUCUGGGUAAGGGUCAAUUCGGUGAGCGCGGCAGUACCCUCGUCGAAGGAUUAUGGUUUGUCAUCGAACGCGAGGGCGUUGUAGGCCGUAUGUUGGCCGAGGCCGAUGGAAACCAGUCUUCCGGGCCUCGACGCACAGCAGAUAAGGAUAAAAACGAUUCAGCCCCCUCCCAGACCAUGGCCGGUGGCGUUGGACGUCAUGCGAGCGCCUCCGCUUGGGCUGUGGAAGGUGUCUGGUUAUGGCAGAUGGGAGGAGCAGGAGAUCGGGGUGUGUUGAAAGAAGGCGCCGUCCGACCGCAGUAA
This is a messenger RNA of Aspergillus wentii DTO 134E9, 1398 nucleotides long. RefSeq lists its product as uncharacterized. Bases 1 to 1398 code for a protein of 465 amino acids. The transcript is spliced from 2 exons. The record is from RefSeq and is a predicted model, not a curated record. Gene Ontology annotation, biological process: transcription by RNA polymerase II. Gene Ontology annotation, cellular component: nucleus. NCBI's taxonomy places the organism in Eukaryota, Fungi, Ascomycota, Eurotiomycetes, Eurotiales, Aspergillaceae.